ACUUGUCGUUUCGGUGGAAGGCUCAAACUCAAAGCAUCGUCAAGAAGUUCUAACAGUGCGGGGUCGCAUUUUGGAUGAGGCAGGGAGAAUAGUGGUAUUGAUUUGUUCCGUCUGAGCUGAAAGUUCUACUUUUCCGCUUGCGGCAGGAGUGGCGUAGUGCGGAAAAGGCGCUAAAUUCUCACUCAGCGACUCUCAAACUUGGUCAUUCUCAAAUUCUAUUUGUUUCCCGUUCCAAUUAACUCUUGCAGGUCUUGUGAAAUACAUCGAAGAUGUCGGGCGGGUUCUUCCGAGGCACCUCUGCCGAUCAAGAUACUCGUUUCUCGAAUAAACAGGCGAAGCUGAUGAAAUCCCAGAAGUUCGCUUCGGAAUUGGAUCAUGUGGUGGAUAUGACUAAGGUGAAGAUAGACACGAUCAAACCCUGGAUAGCUAAGAGGGUAACAGAGAUUCUUGGAUUCGAGGACGAAGUUCUGAUCAAUUUCAUAUAUGGACUGCUUGAUAGAAAGGACGUGAAUGGAAAGGAGGUGCAAAUCCAGCUCACUGGAUUCAUGGAGAAAAACACUGGGAAAUUCAUGAAAGAACUUUGGACUCUCCUGCUCAGCGCUCAGAAAAAUGCUAGCGGUAUACCUCAACAGAUAUUGGAUGCAACAGACGAGGAACUUAGGAAGAAGAAGGCGGAAGCGGAUCGAAUCACCCAUGAAAUACAUAAGAGGAAAGAGAAAGAGGGAAGGGAGAUCCAGCUAGAGAAGCUGAAGAAGAUGGACGUUGGUGAUGAUGAAUUGAGGGCCAAUAAAGCUGUACCUGAUGCAGUCUUGAAGCAUUCACAAGCCAGAGACUCCAGUGAAGAGAAAGAAGCUGAUAAAAGGAAUGGAUCUAGGAAGACGAACGGGGCUUUGAAAUCUCCAAAUUCAGUGGAUCGUUCCCCUUUUAGUCGCUCUCCUUCCAGGUCAGUCAGCAAGUCAUUUUCCAAUUCAAGGAGCUACUCAGAUGAAAGGCACAGAUCAAGAAGCAUGUCCAGAUCACCUAAACCACGAGAGCGUUCUAUUUCUCCCCAAAAGCGGAAUCGAUCUCCAAGGAGGCGGUCUGUUUCUCCUCGUUACCGGCAUUCACCACGAAAACCUCGUUCUCCUUUGCGGCAGAGAUCACAUCAUUCAAGACAUAGGUCAUCAUCAUAUUCAAAGCGAAGAUCUCUUUCUCCAGUGCGGCAUAGACUCUCCUCUCCGUCAAGACGUAGAUCACCUUCUCCUGUGCGGCGUAGAUUGCGUUCUCCUUUGAGAAAUAGAUCACCCUCUCCCGUGCGACGUAGAUCACCUUCUCCUGUACGACGUCGAUCACGUAGAUCUCCAUCACCUCCACAUCGAAGGUCUCCUCCUAUGCGUCGAAGGUCUCCACUUAGUGUCCGUAGGAGGUCACCGACUCCUUCCCGGCGUCGGUCUCCUCCGAGGUGGAGUUCCCCAUCACCAGUUCGGGGCAGGUCACCCUCUCCAGUUAGGAGAUUUUCUCCUCCUAGGUCCCCAAGCCAUAGGAGGAGAUCACCAUUGCAAUCUUCAAGACUAAGAUAUAGGAGUCGUAGUCCUUAUAAAAGUCGCAGUCCUGCAUAUCGAAGUCGUAGAAGCCUAAGUAGGGACCGUGAUCGUAGAUCUAAUGGUAUGGAAUCCAGAAGUGCACGUGAUGAUUAUGUCUCUCAAAGGGCCCGUGGGAAAACAUCUCCUGUUCGUCAUACUCCCAAGAGAGAGGUUGAACGACUAGGUCAGGCACACAGGGGAUCAGAUUCAGAGUCUCGCCAACCACGAAUUUCAUUGAGGUCACCACAACGAGAUCCUACCGUCCGAAGCAAUGCCAAUCAGAAAAAAGUUGCUAUGGCUCAUUCACCAGAAUUCUCUCAAAGCCUGUCAGAACCUUCACCGCACAUGAGGAAAUUAAGCCCUCAUGAGGAUAGGCCCUGUGAUCCAUCUGAGAGUCCUGUGAGGCAAGGGAAAGAAACCAUGAGUCAUGACAGUCCAAGUCCUGUGAGACGACCAAGAAAACAAAUAGCUCAUCAUGACAGAUCAGAAACAAGUUCGGAGGAAGAGAUGAGUUAUGCCAGGGAGGAUGGGGAUUAUAGAAUUAAUUCUUCAGAAAGAAGAAUCAGGCAGUCACCCACAUUUGGCCAUCAGAACAAUUAUUCUGUGAAGGACUUCCAAGAGAAAGUGUACUCUCCUGAAAGAGUGGAAGGUCAUCAGUCUGCUGAAGCUAUAGGCAGUCUAGAUAACACAGAAUUGAGAAAGAAAGACCAGGACAAACAGAGUUUGAAAGCUUCAAUGGGGACUGCUCAUUCAGAAAGUCCCAGCCAAAAAGAUUCUACCGUGUUGGGAAAUGUUGAGUAUGGACCUUGGAGGCCGGAUGGAAGAAGCUUUGUACCCGAUGAUAUUCAGGAUGGACAACAAUCUGCCAAGAAAAGUGGAAGAGAUUCUCCUUCAUUAAGUGAAAAAUUACAGAAAUCAUAUUCCAGAGAAUGUAAUAAAUCGGAGGAGAGGAAGCAUUCUCAUUCAAGCAAUGCUGAGGAAAGGGACCGGGGUCACAAGACAGAGGUAUUACGGACAUCAUUGAAGAAGGUUGAUAGGAAGAAUCGUCCUGGUUCCUCAAAUUCUGAUUCAGAGGAAAAUGAGGAAUACAGACGUGAUUACAUGGAGAAGAGAAAGCAUAAGAGAUCAAGUAGGCAUGAAGUGGAUUUGGAUGAUAAUGCAUCAUAUGAUGAUUCUGAAAUUGAUGAGAGGAAGGAGGCCAAGAGAAGAAGGAAGGAAGAGAAGAGAUUGAGGAAAGAGGAGAGGCGGCGACGGCGUGAAGAACGGCACCGUAGAAGGGAAGAACGCCGUGCAAGCAAGCUGAAAGCCAAGUCAAUGGACACAGUCACUCCACCUUCAGAUUGUGAAAAAAUCCGAAAUGAUGUUGUUGAUUCAGAACUUGACGUUGAUGCCAGGAAAGAGUCAAAUCCAAGUGAAACUGAAAAGCCAGAGUCAGAGCAGAAAAAACUUGAGAUUGAGCUGCGAAAGAAGGCUCUUGAAUCUCUAAGAGCAAAGAAGGGCAUUAGUCACUAAAUUGUUCUUGUUUUGGAUCAUCUUGCAGUUGUUCUUUUUUAUUGACAUUAUCAGUUAACAUUUACUACUAGGCAAUAUUUUACUAGAAAUGGCAGUUUUCCUGUUAUAUGUCAUAGCUGUUUAAUGUAGUCUGUGUUUACUGCUUUCAGCUUUACUGGAUAAAUGAAGAUUCCUGAGCUAUACUAGAUGUGCAACUUUGUGCAGAACUUGCUUCUAGAUUUUUCUGAUGAGAAUACUGUCAACUAGAUGACUUGGUUGAGCAGGGCCUUAUGCAGAGCCAGUUUUUGUACAUCAAAUCAGCUUGACAAUGCUGGGGACUGUUUUAAAAUUCACCAAGAUGAUAUAGGCUACCGACUCAUCCUAUCUUGAUCUUGAUGUCAGCUCUUAACUUUCUGUGGACCACAUCACAAUGUAUGUAUAAAUGCUGAUAAAUUAUAAAAGUUUAUGCAAAUUUUUUUUUUCAUUUGAA
Molecule: messenger RNA, 3543 nt
Organism: Telopea speciosissima
Lineage: Eukaryota; Viridiplantae; Streptophyta; Magnoliopsida; Proteales; Proteaceae
Product: serine/arginine repetitive matrix protein 1-like
Exons: 16
Coding region: 270-3074 (934 amino acids)
Biological process (GO): regulation of mRNA splicing, via spliceosome; mRNA processing
Cellular component (GO): spliceosomal complex
Molecular function (GO): RNA binding
Source: RefSeq, a predicted model, not a curated record